AUGGAAGAAGAAAAAGAAGAAUCAUCUACUUGUUUAACAACAAUUAACGAGACAAUCAAGCCAGUAAAGUUAAAGAUCAAAUUGCCUCCAAAAAUUGAAAAUUUUGAAGCCGAUAAACAAAGAUCGGAUGAGAAAAAAUUACGUCGAGAACAAAAACGAUUAAGAAAAGCUGAGAGGAGGGCAGCCCGGCUAUCUGAUGAGAUUAAUAGGGAAAUGGUUGGAGGUGAACAAAUGGAUAUUGACAGAAAAAAUGAUGAUUCGAAAGAUACUCUACAAAGUACAUCUCGAGAAGAAUUGUUGAAAAUUCAAGAAAAGUCUCCUUUAAAAAUUUCUUUGAAAAGACCUAUCAUUCAAAAACAAAAUAAUAAUUGUUUAACAACAUCAUUGCAAAAAUCCUCUCUAAAUGAAGAAAUUAAUAUUCCAGUUAAUAAUGAUUGUAAUGGAAAUGUUGGGGGUGGUGGUUUAUUGAAAUUGAGAAUAUCUAAACAUAUUUUGGUAAAUACACCCGUUGUUUCAGAACAAAAUGACAUUGUAGAAGAAAAAGAAAGGGAGGAGAAGAAUAAUCAACAGGAAGAACAAAAAGAAAUAAAAAAGAAAAAACAUAAAAAAGAUAAAAGCAAAAAACGAAAAAGUGAAGAAAAUAAAGUGGUAGAUUAUAAAAUUGUUGAACAAACAGAAGAAGAAGAACAAUAUCCUGCCAAAAAAGUGCCAAAAAUUCGAAUAAAGUUUGGAGGAGAAAGAGAAGGUGGUGAGGUGACAAUGAAGACUAAGAUAAAUAAUAAUAAUGCAUUGUUGGAGAAAUUAAAUGAAGAAAAUAAAAAAAUUGAAGAAGAAUUUAAAGGACAACAAACUUCUGUCAAACAAGUUUUGGAAUUGCCACAACAAAAAAAUCUUUCACAAAACGAUAAUAAUAUUUGUGUUCCUGUUUCAUCAUUAAUAUUACCUCAAAAUCGUAAUCUCAUUUUCGCUAAUAAUAAUGAAGAAAAGACUAAAGUUGACAAUAAACAGAAGAUUGAAUUUUCUCCGUGUUGUUCUGGUUUGUUUAUUUGGAUAUUUAAAGAAUUUGGGUUUCUUAUUUGA
Messenger RNA from Meloidogyne enterolobii, 1080 nucleotides. NCBI's taxonomy places the organism in Eukaryota, Metazoa, Nematoda, Chromadorea, Rhabditida, Meloidogynidae. The record is from the annotation of a GenBank genome assembly.